Manduca sexta (tobacco hornworm) is the source of this 4280-nucleotide messenger RNA. RefSeq names its product lachesin. The transcript is spliced from 11 exons. Lineage: Eukaryota; Metazoa; Arthropoda; Insecta; Lepidoptera; Sphingidae. Gene Ontology annotation, cellular component: neuron projection. The record is from RefSeq and is a predicted model, not a curated record. Bases 221 to 1483 code for a protein of 420 amino acids.
GUCGGUCGUUCGUUCAAAGACGGUGUUUUUUGUCCGCGAAAAGUUUUUUUCAAGUUUUCGAACGGUCAUCAAAUGUGAUUUCUUUUUUUAAAUUAUUGUGCGCUUGGAUUUGUGUGAUAAGUUAUUUGUUAUGGUAAAGAGAGCAUAAGAUCCAGUCAUGAGCAGGUUGAGGCCGGGCCGUGUUCACGUUGGCUGAUGGUAGACCGCUCCUGAUGCGACCAUGACGGGCAGACGAGGGCCUUGCCGGAGCUUCGCGAUCAGCAUCAUUCAGAUCAUCACCAUCAUCUCUCAGGUGCUGACGGAGGAGCCGCGCUUCGCCGAGCCGAUCCCCAACGUGACGGUGGCGCUGGGCCGCGACGCCAGCCUACCCUGCGUCGUGGAGCACCUCGGCACUUACAAGGUGGCGUGGAUCCACAUAGACCGUCAGAUGAUCCUGACGAUCCACCGGCACGUGAUAACACGCCUGGCGCGGUUCAGCGUGUCGCACGACAACGCGAUGACCUGGUUGCUGCACGUGAGCCAGGUGCAGCAGGAAGACCGAGGCUACUACAUGUGCCAGGUCAACACCAACCCAAUGAUCAGCCAAGUCGGCUACCUGCAGGUUGUUGUGCCACCAAAUAUUUUGGACGAAGAGAGCACGCAGUCCGCUGUGGCAGUGCGAGAGAAUCAGAACAUAAGCCUGGUCUGCAAAGCGGACGGGUUUCCUGCGCCCAAAAUCAUGUGGAGAAGGGAAGAUGGACAGCCCAUAUCCGUUGACAGAAGAAAGAAAGUAACAGUAUACGAAGGAGACACCCUGAGCCUGCAGCGCAUUAGUCGCACAGAGAUGGGAGCGUACCUUUGCAUCGCCACCAACGCGGUGCCGCCCUCCGUCUCCAAGAGGAUCAUUGUUGAUGUCGAGUUUUCCCCUAUGAUUUGGGUGCCGAACCAGCUGGUGGGCGCGCCGGCAGGCACUGAUGUCACCGUGGACUGUCACACCGAGGCCCACCCUCGAGCCAUCUCCUACUGGGUGUACGACAACGUCAUGGUUCUGCCCACAAAGAAAUAUGCCAUCAAUACUGAAGAGAAUUCUUACAGAGCUCAUAUGAAGCUGACGGUCCGCAAUCUCCAAGGAGGCGACUUCGGCAACUACAGAUGUAUUUCCAAAAACUCGCUCGGUGAGACGGAGGGCUCUAUCAGAUUGUACGAAAUCCCGAUGCCGUCGACGUCGCCCAAGGCAACAGAAAUGAAAAGCAACGCAAAUAAAGAAAGUACUCGGCGCGUAAACGUAAGCCGGUCCGUGCCGCGGGCUGAGGUGGUCGGCACGGAGCGGCCCAGCGUGGUGCGAGCCCAGCUGGACCGCGCUCCCGACCGGGACGCCGCCCACCAUGUAUACAGAGCGAAUCCGCCGCACCCGCACCACGUCUCAGGUACAAGAAGUGUCCAUUGCUGGCGACAGUCGAUCUGGGCGGUGGUGCUUUUCUUCCAAAUGGAUCUUAUAGUUUGAUUCCAAACACUCCAAAUGUUAUGUCUGUCCUUUCUUCGUUGUUACUAUUUGCGUUGAACUCUUUUAUAUGAUUUAUGCACACAGGAAACUUUGUGACCGCGGUCAUUGUUGUUUCCAUAUUAUAUAAGUGUAAGUUAAUAAACUAAACAUAUCAUCCUGAAAUUUUUGUGUCAUAUCCCAAUGUGAGAGUUUGAAAAAAUAUAUUUAUAUACGUUUUAUUCGCUGAAACGUGUAGGUGUUAAGAACGUGCAUAAACUAUUCCUUUUGUACCAUUUUGACCUAAUCAUUUGUAAUUUAGAAUCAGAAUUAGAUAAACUUCUAAACAUCGUACGAUAUUUCAUGCUAAUAGCUUUCAGAUUUGGAGUAGGAAACGAAAAGGAUACCGAAAUUUUAAAAUGGAUUAUAAAAUGAACUUUUUGCUAUUUUAUGAGUUAUCGUGGCUUCCUUAGUUUAUAUUUUGUUAAAAGAUGUGAGACAUAUUUAGACCCCAAUCAUUAUAUCCGCUCUAUACAAAGUUUUAUAUCUAUAAAUGCAUCCCUUAUGAUCAAGUCAUAAAAGCAACAAAGAACCAACUAUUCACUCGCUUAAUAAUACUUUUUCGAAAAUUGUUAUUUUCGCUAUCAUAUUUGUUAAACUAUUUUUUAAAAGGAUAGCAUAAAAUAUGAAUUAUGUAUUUAAUCAUAUCGUUUUAACUCAGAUGGAGACAUGGAGUUAAGGUUAACCUUGGCUAUUUAAAAAGACUACGAAAUGUAUGAAGACAUAUCCAGGAAGCUUUUUAACUUGUGAAUGUUAAUAAAUAUUAAAAUGUACCCUAUCCGAGAGUAGAAUAGUUUUAUGUUAUUAUUCAUGAACCCCAGCGAGGUAACGCGUACAUUUGCAUUUUAAACCGCGCAUACAUCAACUAUUUUUACAUCCAUUGUCCUCUAACGUUCUAAGCUUGCAGGCUUCCAUACCCAUCAUGUUACGUGCCAAAAUAAUCGUACAAAUAAAUUACGGAUUUUGAGUCUAGAUAAACGUUUUAAACUAUCUUGGCUUGAAAUUUGUAUAUUUAAUUUAGAGUUAACGCGGCUUCGCUUGCGUUGAUACUUUAAACCUAGGUUUAGAAUCUGGCUCUACCCGGGCUCUAGUCUGUAUGCCAAAGACUUAAGUCUACACACAAAGCUUCGUAUUUCAUUUAGGAACUUUUAAGGAAACUACGUAUUUCUACUUUAAAUGCCGGUUACCCUCUGAUUAUUUUUCUGGUACAACAGAUGUUUAUAGGUGACCUACCAUAAGGUAGUCUACAUAUUUGCACUCUUUAUAUAAAAAAUUGACUUAAUACACAACGUGUUUAGAAUGUGGUACAAACUCAGUGCAGCACAGAGUCUGUCAAAACUGUUAAUCGCCUUGCGAACAUAUUGAGUGUCACAAGAUUCUAAAUGUCGCCAAAUACCUACGAAGCUUUAUAUAGGAACUAUAAAUCCUCAGAAUUUGAUCCAAACUUUUAAUUUUAAUGAACUAAAUCCCGGUCAUUUUCAAGUGGAACUAAAUUGAAUUUGACCUAGUAUUUAAAUAAUAAAGAGAGACAAACACUAAAAAUAUCCAACCGCUUUUUCAACGGCCCGAUUUUUCACCGUAUUCAUUGUGCAAACACAGAGUAAAUUUAUUAUGGAUCUAACGUAGCCUCGUGAUUUAGAAACUCUAUAAUUGUGAAAUAUUUUAAAGGUUUAUCAGGACAAUCGGCAUUCUCUUGUCCCGGUUAAUUCAUUUAAGUUCAUAUGUUUGGUUUAACUUUGAUGCCAAUCAUUAAAACUAUAAAUGAGGUGCAUAUCAAAGCAAAUGUUUUGACAUGUAACUACUGGAGUGUAGUUAUACAAAUUUUGUUAUUUGUUAUACUUAGUUUAAUUUAUGUCAAAUAGUUUAUUUUAUAAAUUGUUAUAGUAUAUGGUGGUAUGUUUUAUGUUUUUGUUGUUGUUAAUAGUCCCGCCAGUUCGCAUUGGAUAUAUCCUGUAAUAAAUGACUGUGUGUGUGUAUAUUGGAAAAAUAAUAAAUAAAUAAUUUGUAUCACUACAUGAUAAUAGUAAAUCAGGCAGAAUAUGUUACCACGUCUUUUAUACAAGGUAGAAGUGGUCAGCUCGGUCGGUCGACGAUAAAAAAAUCAAUCACAAAGAUUCCCUUAUUUAUCUCUAAAUUAUACAUAACACGAAUAUUUUGGAUGUUCUCGAGGUAUUGGCUCUUACUUACCAUCGAGUGACUCAUUUUAUCAUUUACCUUCCUCUAAAAUAACAUUCUAGGCUCAUCACAUUCUAUUGCAGUUAUUAUUAAUUCAAUGCCCUCUUGACGAUAUUAAGUUUAUUCCAAUAUUAUAUUAAUAGCUUAGUUCAAAUAUUCUGUAAACCUUUAGUGUAAAUUUUAUCCGAUGUAAUAUUUUAUGUUAGUUGUGGUUGCCUGUAACUGGCUAAUAUUAUUUGAGUGUUUGUUUUCUUCUGUAUUAUUAAUGUUUUACCCACUGGCGAUUUAAUAAAAUAAAAAAAAUAAAUAUUCCCUGAUAUUCCUUAAAAAUAUUUUACACUCAAAUCCAUUUCAGUUGCAAUUUCUGUACAUUGAUUAAGAGCUAGACGUAAGUAACCAAGCUUGACCCACACGCUUGAAUUUGUACAUAUAUAUAGUGCACAAAUAUAUCUCCUUAACAUAACAGUUAACUAGAUUGUAAAAAUGUAAUGUAAGAGAUUUUAUCCUUAGUGUUACGUUACGUAACGUGUACAGUUGUGUGAUUCUAACAAUGUAAAUAAAUAUAUAAUAAAUAGACGUAACAUUU